GAAGGCGUGUUCUUAUAGUACUUGCAGUAUCUGAAACUUCGUCUAUUUCAUCUUACACAAAGACCAUGCGAUUAAUUUUAUUCUGUACGACGUGCAAUAUAGCCUUGAACAACGAACGCUUCGAUCCUAGGAUUAUGCAAGUUGCCGUUGGAAAUUUCUUUUCAUUAGUGAACAACAGCUUGUAUCCCAAAAACUUCACUUUUCGUGAUUGACUGUGCCUGUCAUACCUUGGAUCUGCAUGGUGUAACACACAGCAUAUUACUCGAAACCUGGGUCUGUAUUCGACCCUCGAGGCAAGCACACAUAGGGACUGAAAUAUCGUUAGAGCUAUAUUGUCGGAAGCUCCUCAUUUUUGAUAACCAAGCAGACUCCUCCCGUCUCGCUAAUCAAACAUCUACAUUUUAUUUUUGUUGGCACCAAUAUAUCCGCUAAAGAGCUUCAAUAGCUCCAUCGCCCAUUUGACUCAAUCAUGAACCGAUUCGAUGUCUCUCAAGCACCUCCUGAAUACCGCGAAGUGGAAUGGAUCUCCAACAUCUUCGUUGCAGGAAUGGGCAUAGGCUGGAUCAUCAAUUACGUCGGCAUGGUCUAUCAAUCUUUCCACGACAGAACAUACUCAAUGGCAAUUUUCCCUCUCUGUUGUAACAUCGCCUGGGAGAUAGUAUACGGCUUAAUCUACCCUUCUAACGAUCUCAUUGAGAAAGGUGCAUGCGUCACAGGCCUGGCCAUCAAUUUCGCCAUAAUAUAUGCCGCGGUGCGGUUCGCACCUAACGAAUGGACUCACUCCCCCUUGCUGAUGCGCAAUAUGCCCUUGAUCUUCUUCGUCGGGAUUCUAGUAUGCAUUACUGGCCAUCUUGCGUUGGCUGCUGAGAUCGGGUAUCCACUUGCCAUCUCAUGGGGUGCAGCAUUAUGCCAAAUGAUGCUGAGCAUCGGGGGCCUUUGUCAGUUACUCUGUCGGAAUAGUUCGCGCGGCGCAUCGUAUACUCUUUGGCUCUCUCGCUUCAUAGGUUCAGCAUGCGUUGUUGUUUUCGGUUGGCUUCGAUACUUUUACUGGUACGAGGCGUUCUCUUGGCUUAAUAGCCCACUGGUAUGGUGGUGUUUGGCGGUUUUCUUUGCCGUUGACGGUUCUUAUGGAGUAUGUUUGUACUAUAUUAAGCGCGAGGAGUCGGUGCAGAAGAUGAAGCAGAAACACAUCUAGUGUUAUGUACCUUGCGGGAUCUUAUGUCCAUAUUUGGAGCAGUUUAUUGCAAUGUCUUACAUUUAUAAUCUCAUUGUCAUAACGUUGGACUCCAACCAUAUACGUCCUCACCAUUCAUGCUUUCCCACCUUCGGUAAGCUCAUCUAGCAGCGUUUAUCCACAUAGAUUAGGAAUUUCCACAUCAAGCAAGAACUUUGAGAAAUGCCUGCACAGGUCUUAUGAUUCUGCAAGGUAUACUUAGUUUCUGACAGGAGUUUGUACUAUC
Messenger RNA from Paecilomyces variotii, 1460 nucleotides. RefSeq names its product AtmB protein. The record is from RefSeq and is a predicted model, not a curated record. NCBI's taxonomy places the organism in Eukaryota, Fungi, Ascomycota, Eurotiomycetes, Eurotiales, Thermoascaceae. Gene Ontology annotation, molecular function: lyase activity. The transcript has 2 exons. The coding region runs from base 470 to 1195 and encodes 241 amino acids.